AUGAGACUUAAAUUAAUUAUCCAAUAUCAGAAUAAUUCAACAGAUAAUAUUCUGCUUUUUAGCAAACCUAAUUAGACUAUUGAGGACUUAUGCAAAUAUUUAUAAAAGACUUGCCAUUUACAAUGUCCAUAAAUCUUUAUUGAAGGCUUUAGAGCAUUGAAUGAUCAACUUGUUGAAAAUUUAGUAAUUAAUGGCUAACCAAUUCAGUAUUAUUGUUAAAAUAACCUAGGGUUGUUGAAGUAAAUGCAUCAUCUACGAAAAUGAUAUAAAAAGACACAAAACUAAGGUAGAAGCAAACAAAAUAAGUAAAUAUAUAAAUUUUAAUAAUUAGAAUUAAGAAAGUAGCAGUGAAGAUAAUAUUAAACAAGUAUAAAUUAGAUAACCCAUAAUUUAAAAUCAAAACCUUAAUGUAUAACAAAUCAAGUCUAAUUUAAUUGCUCAACCUCAUUAACUUUAGCAGAACUCCUAGUAAAACAAAGAAAAAUAAAUAAAUCCAAUCAUAAGGUAGAUAGUUUCAGAAUCAGAGUCAUCUUCUGAAGAUGUACCUAUUAAGAAAUCAUAACCUGCUAACAAAAUAUCAAUAAAUAUUUUAUCCCCUGAGGAUGAGUUAAAAACUAAAUAACAAGAAUGGAAAAAAACAUUCGCUAAGAAUGCCUAAAAGCCUACAGGUCAGCAAAAUUUUUAAUAAACAAAACCCAAUUAAAGAUAAAACCCACUCUAAUAAAAACAACAAUAAACUUCUGAAAAUUAAAAUCAAGAAAAGAUAGUAUAAUAAACAAGCGCACCUUAAUCUAUGAAAUAGUAAACUGAAUAUAUCAAGUUACCUGUAUAAACUUUAAAAGAUGAUCCUACUUUAAUUGAAAAAAAUGAUGAAAUUCUUUUUAAAUAAAUCUAUCUUGAUGAUAUAAAAUGUGAACCUACUGUGAGUGAUUUGAUAUCUGGCAGGGUUGAGGAAAACUCUUAAUAAGAAAAAAAACUAAUAAUUAAAACAAAUAAAAAUUAAAGGCUAUAAAUUAAUUAUAGUGAGAUUUAGGAAUUACAAAUUAAUGUUGCAACAAUUUAAUCAUAAGCUAGAAAAGCAGCCAUAAAAGUUUUAUCUCUUGAUGUUGAUAGUAAAUAAGAACCAUAAGAAAAUCAAUAAUAAUUGUUAUAAUCAGAUAGUAAUACAGCUAAAAUAACAUAAUAAUAAAAGGAAGUUAUAGAUCCAUUUGGCAUUGGCUAAUAAAUAAAUUAUUGCUAUAGUGAUAAAAACUAUUUAAAAGAUGAUUUUAUUUUAUAACACUCUGCUUAAGAUUCAGAAAAAUGUAAUAUAUAGUUAAACAUUUAGAUAUGCUCAUGAAAUUGUUAUUGAACUUUCCAAAAAUAAAAUCAAAAAUUAAAAGUGAAGAUGAACUAUUUGAUAUUAUUGAUUUGUUUUUAAGAAAGACAAAAUCAGAUUUAGUGAAUUUUGAAUUAAAGAAAAAUAAUGAUGGCUUAUGGAUGAUUAGAAAGAAGCAGAUUGCCUGA
This is a messenger RNA of Paramecium octaurelia, 1506 nucleotides long. NCBI's taxonomy places the organism in Eukaryota, Ciliophora, Oligohymenophorea, Peniculida, Parameciidae. The record is from the annotation of a GenBank genome assembly.